AUGGAACAGAAAAAAACUCGAAAAGAACGAAGUAAUACUGAUUUAACACAAAAAGAAAUAGCUAUGCUUAAAACAACUACAAAUUUAACCGAAAAAGAAAUUAAAUUAUGGCAUACUGAAUUUCUUCGUAAAUAUCCAAAUGGUAAACUUGAUAAAGAUACAUUUAUUGAUACUUAUAAAGAAUUAUAUCCAACAAAUGAUACAACUCUUUCAUGCAAUACUUUAUUUAAUGUAAUCGAUAAAAAUCAUGAUAAUUCAAUUGAUUUUAAUGAAUUUCUUUUUCUUGCUGCUGUUGGAAAUCGUACUGGUAGUUUAGAUGAACGACUUGAUAUUAUUUUUGAUUUAUGGGAUGUUUCAAAUGAUGGCUUACUUGAUCAAAAUGAAUUAGCACAUCUUAUUUCUGCUAUGUAUGAUCGUGCUGGAGUAACAGUUCGUCAAGGUGAACAAGAUCCACAUAAACGUGCUAAAGAAAUUAUUAUUAAACUUGAUAUAACUGGUGAUAAAAAAUUAAAUCGAGAUGAAUUUAUUAAUGGAUGUAAAAAUGAUGAAGUUGUUCGAAAACUUCUUGCACCUGAUCCAUAA
Adineta steineri is the source of this 582-nucleotide messenger RNA. NCBI's taxonomy places the organism in Eukaryota, Metazoa, Rotifera, Eurotatoria, Adinetida, Adinetidae. The record is from the annotation of a GenBank genome assembly.